AUGUAUCCUUUAUCUUCGCCUCCACUAAAAGUUAAAUUAAAUGAAGAGACAGUCAAGGUUGAUCCUAAUGACGCUCCGUUAAAUGUUGAACAAUUACAUAUGGUAAAAGAUUGUUACAUGUCUGCUGCGGAAAAAUAUCGUCAUUCGCCUACGGAAUUUGUUAAAUAUUUUUAUGAUCAAGCCAACAUCAGUUCUGUUAUUCGUACGAAUUUAAGAAAAUUAGUUCAAAUUCAAACAAUUUAUGCCGUUUUAAAUGGCAGGUAUCGAUUAGAAAAUGGCACAUGUAUUACACUUGAUAAAGAUAGAAUGCACCACUCAGCUCAAACAACAGUACAAUAUCAAUCUAAUCAUCAAUAUAUAUUUGAUAAAAAUUUGAAUUAUGAAACUGAAUUAUUUAUGGUGCAAGGCGACUGCAUUGAUGCAGCACUAUGGUUCAAACUAAAUCAACAAUGUGAUCCUGUUGUACUCAAUUUUGCCAACGAAGUUCAUCCUGGUGGCGGUUGGAAAGAGGGAUCUGCCGCACAGGAGGAGAACUUACAUCGUCGAACCAACCUAUUUGAAUGUUUAGAAGAUCCGUACAAUAAACUUCAAGGUCAAAGACAGUGGUCAUAUCCAAUUGAAGAAUUUGGUGGAAUUUACAUUCCACAUGCAGCGGUGUUUCGUGGAGCUGAAUCUGAUGGAUAUCCAUUUUUUCCUGAACCACAAAAUUUAAGUUUCAUUACUGUAGCUGCUUACUGUAUGCCACCUAUCUGCAAAGGUGAAGAUGGACAAAUUUAUUUGGACGGAGAAGAUUACAUCAAUAAUACGAAACGUAAAAUCGAAACAAUAUUACAAAUUGCUUUGGAAAAUAAGCAUGAUUCCAUUGUUUUAGGUGCUAUCGGCUGCGGCGCUUUUGGAAAUCCACCGAGACACAUUGCACAAUUAUUUCGUGAAGUUAUUAAUGAAAAAUUUCAAAAAUCUUUUCGUUACAUUAUAUUUGCUAUUAUUGGUGACAGUUGUUCAGAAGAUCAUGAAUCAAAAUCAAAUAUUCAGCCGUUUGCUGACGUUUUCCAAGUUAAUAUAUUGAAUAUAAAUAAUUUAAUGACAGAACGGUAA
Didymodactylos carnosus is the source of this 1095-nucleotide messenger RNA. The record is from the annotation of a GenBank genome assembly. Lineage: Eukaryota; Metazoa; Rotifera; Eurotatoria; Philodinida; Philodinidae.